AUGGCUGCUGGUAGGACAGAUGGAACUCAUGUUAAGAUAAUGCCCCCUGGAUCAAGACGUGAGGACUACCUCAACCGCAAGUUUUUUCAUUCAAUUAACAUGCAAGCAGUCUGUGAUCACAGGGGAGUAUUUCUUGAUGUUUUUGCCGGGUACCCAGGCUCUGUCCGCGAUUCUCGUGUGCUGAAAUGUAGUCCAUUAUACCCUUGCUACAUGCAAUUACUUCUCUCACAGUGCUUACUAGCAAGAUUGUCAUCGUGGAGGAAAACCUAUAUCAGAGAUAUUAUCACACUAAAUGUCAACACUCCCAAAUUUCAAAAUGAUUGUUUCUAGGGAGUUCAUAGGGUGAAACGAAAAUUGAAGACUCUAAUACUCAAGCAAACUAAGAGAUUCAAUGCAGAUCUUCAUGUGUACAUAAAAGUCCUUGAAUCCUUCUUGCUA
Molecule: messenger RNA, 438 nt
Organism: Acanthaster planci (crown-of-thorns starfish)
Lineage: Eukaryota; Metazoa; Echinodermata; Asteroidea; Valvatida; Acanthasteridae
Product: putative nuclease HARBI1
Source: RefSeq, a predicted model, not a curated record